AUGGAUUCCACCAACUCCCCCCAAGCAGCUGUCCAACCAGUCGCCAUAUUUAAGAAACGCCCUGCCAAAGGUAAAGCCAACUUUCGAAAACGCGCCGCCACGCCACCCCCCGCUUCCGACAGCGAUUCUUCGGCGUACAGCUCUUCCGAGGAUGAAUCAGGACGUAGGGUCAAGCGCAGGAAGAAGAACACUGGAGUGAUAACUGCAACAUCCAAGCAGAGUAGCCACUCUACCUCUCAUCUAGAACCUACAAAGUACUCCGCCGACCGCAGCGAGACCAUCAAAAGCUCGAACGAUGCAACCAAGCAGACCAAUUGGUAUGAUGAGAACGCCACCGAUGCCCUCUCCAGCAAGAAUCUGCUUGGUACUACAAGAGCCGCUCCAUCUGAGGCACCAGACGGGACAUAUAAAGGUCUUGCGAAUGCUACCUCGUUCAUUCGAAAGAAUCCAGAUGCGCCGAACCGGGUAGUAGGGCCAGUGAAGGCGCCUACAAACAUCCGCACAAUUACCGUUACAGACUUCGCUCCGGAUACCUGCAAGGAUUUUAAACAGACCGGCUGGUGCGGCUUUGGCGAUAAUUGCAAGUACGCUCACACACGAGAGGACUAUAAGCACGGUUGGCAGUUGGAUAAAGAGUGGGAGGUUGCUACCAAGGGAAAAAAGGUGGCCGGUACGAUAGUCGGGAGCGCAAACCGUGAUGUUGGGAAUGAGGACGAGGAUGACGAGGAAGAUGCGAAGCUAGAGGGCAUCCCGUUUGCGUGCAUCAUCUGCAAGGAGAAAUAUAAGGAUCCCAUUGUUACGAACUGUGGACAUUACUUUUGCGAGAGCUGUGCGUUGAAGAGAUAUAGGAAAGAUCCGAGUUGUGCGGCCUGUGGCUCAGGAACGGGAGGAAGUUUUAAUGUUGCGAGAGGGCUGAAGAAGUUACUGGAUAGGAAGAGGGAAAGAGCUGCUAAGAGGCGUCAAAAAGCAAUCGAAGCCGGGGAGGAGGUUAGUGAGGAGGAGGAGGAGGAGGAUGAUUGA
This is a messenger RNA of Venustampulla echinocandica, 1020 nucleotides long. RefSeq lists its product as uncharacterized. The record is from RefSeq and is a predicted model, not a curated record. Gene Ontology annotation, biological process: snoRNA splicing. Gene Ontology annotation, cellular component: U2-type spliceosomal complex. The transcript has a single exon. The coding region runs from base 1 to 1020 and encodes 339 amino acids. Gene Ontology annotation, molecular function: metal ion binding. Lineage: Eukaryota; Fungi; Ascomycota; Leotiomycetes; Helotiales; Pleuroascaceae.